UCUGCAGCUGCCAGAACACAAUUUCCCAUUCAUACACAAGUAACAAUAGCGAAAAAAAUUGUUAUUAUUAGCUCCACUGAUAAAGCACUGUGUAUUUACAGUAAAACUAAGGAUAACACUCUUUCAGCAAGGUUCUACUUUAACCAUUCAGCUGAGGAUAUACUAAUGCUCUCAUUCGCAGUUUUUUUGUGACAUGCUGGCAGUAUGCACAGCACAGAGGUGGGAUUUUAAAUGACUCACUAAAAUGGGAUGAAGAUCUUGGCUCUGAAUGCUGGCAUGACUGUUAGAUAUAAAAAUUACAUUAAAUGUUUGAUCCAUGGUUUUACUGGUACAAAAUGUGUCCUGAUCAACUGUGUUUUACACAAAUAUGUCAUUCCACAGUAAGUUAGUUCGUUGAUUUGUCCUGGAAUGACUUUCUAGGUCAUUUAAGGUGAAUGAGGGGACCAUCAUCUUUUCAUUAUUUAAAUUCACUCAAUCUGUACAGACCUUAAUCUUCACAUCUUGAGUGUAAACUGCUCCAGAUAGCCUGACCUUGACAAAAUUAUUGAAGUGUGGAAGUGAUGUUUUGUUUUUUCUUAUAUCGUGAUGUCCCGUUUUCUGAAAUUGAGCCCUAGAAAUUCUUUACAAGGUAAGAAAAUAAUCUGUCAUCUUUGUGUGCUCCCGCUAGAUGAGAUCUUUUUUUAACAGAAAGACACGUUUACCCAUGAAGGAUUUGUGUCAUGUUGAGAUAAAGAGAAUAUGGGUGUUUCUUGGGUGUGCGGGCAAAGCCCGUAUGGCAGUUGGCUGAACUUUAUCAGUCAACGGAAAUGUCCCUGAGAAGUGGAUAACAUUUUGAGUUUUGACAGAAUCUCCGCAUCACAGAUCACAGAUCACAGAAUCUCCUUAUCUGAUAUAUACAUAUGGAGAUGUCCUCUGGGUUUUCUAUUAUUUAUCAAGUGAAAAAAAAGCUGCUGGAAGUGUGAAAGAGCAUUUACAGGAGCUUUCUAUAUGUGUUAUGUUGCAUGACUUGUUCAUUUCUCCUCCUCUCAUGUCAGUCCAGGUCUUACUGUUUGUUUGGGAUCAAGCACAUGAUAACUUGCAAACAUGCACAAUGUUUCCACUCUUAAGCACAAUCACAUGUGGGCUAUCUUAAAAAAGCACUUAUCUCCUAAGCUAAUUAACAUCACUGUGACUUCCAGCAGGAUGCAAACUGUCUGCGAGUAUCCGCCCCAAGCUGUAACAAAGCCCACCUCAGGUGACACCCACUGCGCCCCUCCUCUCUACUUGCAUAGACUGUAAUGACAUGGUAAUUAUUCUCUAGUAUGAACACCAAAAGAAAGACCCUGUUGAAUUGAUGGGCUCCUGGGUUUACCUGUAGCCCUGAACUGCAGACUGUCCCUGAAAACUUCAAGCAAUUCCUCUUUUUUGUUUAGUCAUUAGUUUUGACACCUUUUGAGUGCAGACACAGGAUGAGUGAAUCCUUGCAGUCUCUUUGCAUUGGACACUACCUGUGGCUGGUAUAACAAAGGGUUAAGUGUGGGUGUUCCCAUUUCCCGCUCACUCCCUCCCAGCCUCUAAUCUCUCUCACUCUCUCCUCUCUUCACUACCAAGGAGCUUUGGAGAGCCUCCUAAGAACUAAGCUAUAUAUAAACAUUGGAAGAGUCAGAAAAUUGAAAUUUAACUUGUGCAAGGAUUUAUUGUGUCAAUAUUCAAGACGUUUCUCUGUGAAAACUAGCCUUGUUCUUGUCCACAAAGCGAGGUGAAAGUUUGAAGAGGAAUUCAGCCCAGCAAAAGUAGAUCUUCAAAGUCUCUAAAGUCAUAACUCAAGCAAACCAGAAUGGAGCUUCAAAAGAUGAAUGGACAUAGCAGGGAAGAGGGCUUCGAUGGGCUGGAUGCCCUGGCUGAACAAGAGGAGUUUCUCCCACAUAAACCUGGUGUCAAGAAAGAAAUGCACUUCACAGAUUUCGAGGGGAAAACUUCAUUUGGAAUGUCCAUCUUUAAUCUCAGCAAUGCCAUAAUGGGCAGUGGAAUUUUGGGACUGGCUUUUGCGAUGGCCAACACCGGAAUCAUUCUUUUUCUAAUCCUGUUAUUGAGCAUUGCUAUUCUGUCUGCAUAUUCAAUUCACCUCCUGCUGAAAAGUGCUGGAGUUGUCGGCAUCCGGGCAUACGAGCAGCUUGGGAAUCGGGCUUUUGGUUCCCCAGGAAAAAUGCUGGCCGGCUGCAUCAUAACAAUACACAACAUUGGAGCAAUGUCCAGCUACCUCUUCAUCGUCAAGUCUGAGCUACCAUUGGUUAUUCGAGCUUUCCUUCAAAGUGAAAACACACACACAGGAGAGUGGUUCUUGAAUGGAAACUACUUGAUCAUCAUCGUUAGCGUUCUCAUCAUCCUUCCUCUUGCACUCAUGAAAGAACUUGGUUACCUGGGCUAUACGAGUGGCUUCUCCCUCUCCUGCAUGCUGUUUUUCCUCAUUUCGGUUAUAUACAAGAAAUUCGACAUCGAGUGUCCACUGAAAAACCAUGACGUAACUCCUAUUGACAACUACACUGGCAUUAAUAGUACGGACUUCUGUAAGCCCAAGCUAUUCACCACGAACUCAGAGACAGCGUACACCAUCCCAAUUCUGGCCUUCGCUUUCGUCUGCCACCCUGAAGUGCUACCAAUCUACACUGAGCUACGAGAUGCCACCAAGAAACGCAUGCAGGCUGUUGCCAACAUCUCCAUCUUGGCCAUGUUUGUCAUGUACCUGCUAACUGCUCUUUUUGGUUACCUCACCUUUUAUGGUGCUGUGGAGUCCGAGCUGUUACACACCUACAGUAGAGAGGGCCUCUCGGAUGUGCUGAUCCUCUGUGUGCGUCUGGCUGUGCUGAUGGCUGUCACUCUGACCGUCCCUGUGGUUCUCUUCCCGAUCCGCAGGGCCGUGCUCCAGAUCAUAUUCCCUGAGAAGCCUUUCCACUGGGCCAGACACAUCGCCAUUGCAUUUUGUCUCAUCUUCUUGGUCAACCUUCUUGUUAUCUUCGUGCCCUCCAUUCGUGACAUUUUUGGCCUCAUUGGAGCCACAUCUGCUCCAAGCCUCAUCUUUAUCCUACCUGGAAUCUUCUACAUCCGGAUUGUUCCUGAGGACCAGGAGCCUUUGAUGUCCAGAUCUAAGAUUCAGGCCGCGGUCUUUGCUGCAGUGGGAUUCAUCUUCAUGAUUAUGAGUUUGUCAUUUAUCAUCAUUGACUGGGUGACUGGAGAGUCUAAAAGUCGAGGCGGUCACUAGUUGUUGUGACAGAAAAAAGGUAUUACGAACAGAAAGCCAACCAAAGCUCUCCCUUUCAUUAAAUUACCCCUGAUCUGCCGAAUUCUCAACCAAAGCCAGACAGGAACGUUCGGCUGCAUAAGACGAAGGAUAUGUGAAGAACCUUCGCCUACAUAAAAAAAAGAAAAAAAAAAAAAAGAAAGUAUUUUGACAUGUGAUGGGGGAAACAAAAGAUCCUGUAACGGAGGCGAGAAUACAGAUGCAUGACAAAACAAAGCAUUGUGUUCUGAUGGCCCCCAGUGAGGAUGUUGUUUGACGGCAUGUGUAGAAAUGGAUGAAUGGCAACAGCAUGACUCAAAUGGAAAUCCCAUUUUAGAGUAUCAAUGUGUACAGUUCCAUGGAAUAGCUCAGUCACUGCCAAAAUCAACUAUCUACUUCCCUACCAUCUUAGAUUUUACAGGACGUAAAUUCUACAUUGUCAUAAGACAAUCAUUUCAUUUUCCCGGGAGUUUGCUUUAUAUCAUACCAAAUAAGACAUUUCAGUUUGUUCAUUCAUCAGUUUUUAUUUUGUUGUGCAUUAAAGACAAAUCUGCUGGUACAGUGUUAUCCAAAUUACUCCGAACUUCUCAGAUUCAGCUAAAUAUGACCAGCCAGGAUUAGUCUACAGUACCACAUCAACCAUUCCAAUCUGUCAAAAUGCAAUUUUUGAUGACUUUUACAUGGAUUAAUGAGAUAUUUUAUUAAUGUAUUCCGACACUUAGCAUGACUAUUGUGAAGGUGAUCAUCUUCAAAGAGUCUGAGGUGACCUUUUAUAAAUGAUGCAACAGAUACAGUGCAAUUUGUGGGGUUUUGCUGCUAUUCAUGAAGGUCAACAGAUGAUUACUGACAAUCAGGAAGGUGGUUUGUACAAUUUUUAAGUGUUUGUAUAUCGUCUGUUGUUGCAAACCAAAGAAUAUAAUUAACGUGUCACAUAAAGAUAGGAAAUAACACAUAUAUUCAGCAAAGACCAACCAAAUUGUGCUUGAAAAAUGAUGUGUUAAAAAUGCUUUGUGUGUGUUUAGCAGUCCCAUAAACUGUGCAGUAUGGCAAAUAAUGAUCUAUGGAUUUUAAGUUAAAAUGUCUCUUCUCUGUUUUUUUUUUUUUGUUUUUUUUUUUUUGUUUGUUUAAAAUUUGACUAAAAUACUUUGUUAUUCAUCCUGUACAUUUUUAAAUUAAUUUGAAUGUUGUUAUCUGUCAAUAAAAUAUGUCUUUCAUUUGUA
Messenger RNA from Thunnus maccoyii (southern bluefin tuna), 4476 nucleotides. RefSeq names its product sodium-coupled neutral amino acid transporter 3-like. NCBI's taxonomy places the organism in Eukaryota, Metazoa, Chordata, Actinopteri, Scombriformes, Scombridae. Gene Ontology annotation, biological process: glycine transport; L-glutamine transport; serine transport. Gene Ontology annotation, molecular function: glycine transmembrane transporter activity; L-glutamine transmembrane transporter activity. The transcript has 16 exons. Bases 1817 to 3238 code for a protein of 473 amino acids. The record is from RefSeq and is a predicted model, not a curated record.